AUGGCUAUGGCUAGUCUACCUUCUAGUGAUUCUCUUGCCAAUGCCUAUGAUGAAAAUCUUGAAAUAUUCAGUAUUAUCUGGCUUGACAAAAAUGUUCACUCUGAAGAGAAUCAAGAUAAACAACAAAAACUGCGUUCUAUCAUCAAUCAUCUCAAAACAUUUCAAGAUGGAGAAGAAUGUAAACAAUACAUAGAACGAAGGCCAAUACACAAUCGAGUAAUCCUCAUUGCUAGCGGUCAGUUGGGUCGACAAGUGGUACAUUUCAUUCAUAAACUUCGACAAGUCUCGGCAAUCUAUAUUAAUUCUACAGACAAGGAGAACGAUGAACAAUGGGCAAAGGAGUUC
Messenger RNA from Rotaria sp. Silwood1, 345 nucleotides. NCBI's taxonomy places the organism in Eukaryota, Metazoa, Rotifera, Eurotatoria, Philodinida, Philodinidae. The record is from the annotation of a GenBank genome assembly.